AGGAGAGUGUGAAGUAGUGAGAGAAAAAACCUUGAAAGAACAGCAAAGGCAAUCAGAAAGAGAGGGGGGAGGGAGGACGGCAAACAGCAAAAAGGCAGAGCAGGCUGGAAGAAAGAGAAGAGGAGGGAGGGAGAUAAAGUGUAAUGUGAAUGUACCAUCUUUGAUAGUCCUGGUGCCAAAGUCCAGAGAUGCAAUGACCAGAUGACCAACCACUACACAUACCAGCAUCCUGUCCUGGAGCCUUGACAGGAAGGGACAAGAAAAAAAUCCACACACACACACUCAAAGGCGGAACGCUGUCUUCAGCCAGUCCCACAUCUGCUGGAUCAUGUCCUCUACUGGGUCAGCCAACCACAACAAGCGUCUGGCAUCGGAGACAGACAGCUCUCAGAGGGUGUUGGACAAUGACUCUGCUCAGCACCUGAAGCUGAGGGAGAGACAGCGUUUUUUUGAAGAGGUCUACCAGCAGGAUGUUGACAACUACCUGCCCUCUGCUCACCUGCAGAUCGACUGCAGGAAACCUCCCAUGGGAAGUAUCUCUUCUAUGGAGGUGAACGUGGACGUCCUGGAGCAGAUGGACCUGAUGGACAUCUCUGACCAGGAGGCCCUGGAUGUUUUCCUCAACUCAGGCUCGGGCUCAGGCUCAGGAUCGGAUGAAGGAGUGCUGGCAUCCCCACUACCAGAGGCUGAGGACGAGGAAGAAGAUGAGGAGGAUGAAGAAGCAGAGGUGGUGUACAGGGAGAGGGCACCUUUGAAACGGCAAGAUGAAGUUCACUGCGGCUCAAAGUCUCGCAUGUCCUCUACAUCAUCGGGUUCCAGUGACACCAGCGGGGGCGGGGUCGACACGCCUGUGAUCCAGUCGGAUGAUGAGGAAGUCCAUGUCGAUACUCUGCUGCUGACCUCAGCUCCCCACACCAGAGAUGAAGAAACUGAGGAAGAAGACGAAGAGGAACGAUGCCUUGCAAAUAAAUCUUCAUAAAGACUCAAUUUUAAACUAUGUGGAGAUAGUUUCUCUCUCUCUCUCUGUCUCUGUACAUGUACAUUCUUUUCUUUUGGGGAAAAAACUGGCAUGAUUUGCUGUGUCUUUUGAAUGAAGUCCAUUACAACUGCAAAUAUUUUUACUAGCAACUGUUAAAUGCAUUCCUUUAACCUCUUGGCCAUUCCAAGUUUCUUGAUGUUCACUUAAUAUGCAAAUAAUAUGAGUCAUACCGCUCCCAUGCGCUAACAUGUUCUGGCCGAGAUCAAACGAUUUGCCAGUUCAAGUUUCGUUCCUCUUACUGCCAGAGGGAAAUCUCUCUAGUGCCCACUCUGUGUCUUCAAAGUACAGCCUUUUUCACAAGAAAAAGAACAGAAACUGUGUAAAGUCAUAAUAAGAGAGAGAAAUGCAGUGAUAUCCAAAGCAAGGGGGAGGAAUCAUAAGGUGGCUGGAUCCAGUUCCAGCUGACUGGAGUGGACAGAGUACGCCAUAGACAGGCCAUAGACCACUGCGCCGCCCUGCAGCCCUGCUUUACUACAAAAUAAUUUAACCUUUUUUAUUUUUACAGCACCCUUGAGUAUCUUGGAUUUGGUCAGAGGUGUGUGUGUGUGUGUGUGUGUGUAUGUGGACUGAUUUCAAACACACAGUUCAUGUGCAGGGCUCAUGAAUCUCCCUUUUAUUUUCCGAGGAUGGACACGAGGCAGAAACGAGGCGCGAUGAGCAGAAGUGAACAAAAAAUGUUGCUCCCUUGUCAAUGUGAACCUAUUGCCUUGUGCAUGUCAUGAGCGCAGCCGUGUCUGUAAAUGCAUGCCAUUUUGUUGAGUGACUAGUUUAUAUGUUUUCAGUUAUACAACUGCCAAGUAAUGCAUUACGGAGUUAUGCAGGUGACACCUGUUGUUCGUACUUUGUUGCUUCCCUCCUCCGUGUGAGACACAAUUUCAGGGUUGAAUAUUUACGGCCAUGUGGAGAGCAAAUGAUUCAGCUUAUAAAAAUUUGUUGGUUUAUGACCUUUGUCGGGUGAGAGACUGCACGGGUGCGUCUGUGAGGGCGUGGAUGGCAAACAUCACAAGUCAACAAGUUGAGCUAAGCUUGGCUCCUUAUACAAAACAAGGUCUUUUCAUUGUUAAAGCUCUUCAAAUGUUAGCUCCCCAUCUUGCUGUGAGCUAAAUAAAAAUGGAACAGGUUAAACCCAUUGAAUU
Scatophagus argus is the source of this 2175-nucleotide messenger RNA. RefSeq names its product dysbindin-like. The transcript is spliced from 4 exons. Gene Ontology annotation, cellular component: cytoplasm. Bases 329 to 979 code for a protein of 216 amino acids. Gene Ontology annotation, biological process: negative regulation of protein kinase activity. The record is from RefSeq and is a predicted model, not a curated record. NCBI's taxonomy places the organism in Eukaryota, Metazoa, Chordata, Actinopteri, Scatophagidae.